UUUAACAUAAAUUGUAGUUUUACGAAAUCCCAAUUCUCAAUCACCAUUCAACCCCGAAAAAACCCUAUCAUUGUCUCUUUCUCUCUCCACCCCCUUCCCCCCUCUGUCGGAAAUUUCAUAUCUCGGAUAUGCAUGUGCCCUUGAUGUUUCGAUGUGUAGAGUCCCGCUUGUACUGUUAGAAAUUCUUUGUUAGAUUUCAAUUUGUUGUCAGCGGUAGUUUUUGUAAUGCUUUUCAAUUGAUUUUCUUUUAUUUGUAGUUUUCCGAAUUGUGAUUUGAAUGUAUUAGCUGUUUUUUUUGCGGUAGCUUUGUUGAGUAUUGUGUGAUUCUAGUAUUGGAAAUGACAAAGAGUGAUGUAGAGUUAGGGAUUUUUUAAUCAUUUUGAUGGAAAUGGAGAGUACACGAAGAUCGUUCGACAGAUCUCUUUCGAAAGAACCGGGACUGAAGAAACCUAGGCUUACAGAGGACUCUGCUGCAGCGGAUCGAAUCACCAAUGGCCGUGCCGGAUUUGUCCAACGUCCUGCUAUUUCGAACCCUGCUGUUGGCGGAGGGCCAAGGACUCAGAGGGAACGAGACUCAGAGAGUAGCGAUUCUAUGCGGGGGGCCUUUCAUCACCAGACAGAGGCGCAGUUGCAUCAGGAACUGGUGACUCAGUACAAGACCGCAUUGGCUGAGCUGACUUUCAAUUCGAAGCCCAUAAUAACCAACCUGACAAUUAUUGCCGGAGAGAGUUUGCCUGCGGCCAAGGCCAUUGCAGCUACUAUCUGCAACAAUAUUAUUGAGGUUCCUAGCGAUCAAAAACUGCCUUCUCUGUAUUUAUUAGACAGCAUUGUGAAAAACAUUGGGAGAGAUUACAUAAAAUUCUUCGCUUCCAGAUUACCGGAGGUCUUUUGUAAGUCAUAUAGACAGGUUGAUCCUUCAAUACACCAAGGUAUGCGGCACCUCUUUGGCACCUGGAAGGGAGUCUUCCCCCCACAGUCGCUUCAGCUGAUUGAGAGGGAACUUGGAUUCACCUCUGCAGCUAAUGUAUCAGCAGCCUCUAGAACUGAAUCACAAGCUCAACGUCCUGCACAUAGCAUUCAUGUAAAUCCUAAGUAUUUGGAGGCAAGGCAGCGACUGCAAACCAGCAGGUCUAUCCAGCAACAUCAAAGAGAUCAAGUAAAUAAUCCAGUUCGUCAGAAAAGUUCUGGUGUAGAAUUUGCAGAUGAUUAUGGUUCUGGUGUCUUGGGGCGUUCAGGCUUGGGAAGUGGAAGGAUGGCAGAACACCUUAAAGAUCCUGGAUAUGACAGGCCCUGGGAUGAAUCAGAUGAUUUGAUUGGGAUGGGACAUCAAAAGAAUGGUUUUGGUCUGAAACAUGGAUUAGAAAGCUAUGUUGCCCACGAAUCCGUAAAUUUCGAUUUGGAUCUACAGCCUAAGAAAAAUAUAUCCAGUAGGAACACAAAUGGGAUGAGGGAGAACUGGAAAGACUCUGAGGAGGAGGAGUAUACCUGGAGUGAGAUGAACUCUAGACCUACUGUAGCUGAUGCUCCAACUAAAAAUCAAUGGGCACCAGCCAAUUAUGAUAGAGUGGAUUUUGAAAGCCAUCUCCCAGGACAUCAAAAUAUACAUGAUAUUGGGCCAAGGGAUGAUGAUGAAUUCUCAAUUGAUUCCAUCUCCAUGGAUCGCAGCCAAGUGGCUUCGGGGGCUCAAGUGCCAUUGUGGUCACAAAAGCUGCAUCCACCAGAAGGGAGUAUGCAUUUAGGGAGUGGUAAAACCUUAUCAGUUCAGUCUGAGGGAUAUGCAACUGGGUUGAAUAGCACCAAAAGUACAAUGGGCAAGACCCAUUCUCAGUCACAGCUCGGUCAAACUCAUAUUGGAAUGCCAAGCUUUAAGUUCCAAAUGAAUGAAACAACUUUGUCGAAAGCAUCAAUGGGUCAAGAGCGGCAGACCCUUGCCCCUUCAUCCUCCGCACGAUCAUUAGUGCAUCAACGUCCUCCGUCACCUUCUGUUGCUUCUCAUGGCCAGAAUCAAUUUCUAAACAAUUCUUCUGAGCGCAACCCCACAGCUACAGGUCCUCCUAAAGAUCCUAGAAGGCGUCCAGGGCAAAAGAACACGAACUAUCCUGACCAAGUUUCAGAGGAUCCUCCUAUGCCAACUCGGGGAGUUUAUCAGGCCAGCACACAGAAGCCACAACCUACAAAUCUACGGUCUACAUCCACUAUGGCACCUCCCACUAAACAAAGGAAACAUGCUCCUGCUGCUCUACCAAGAAGUGUUGAAGUCUCUCAAUUUGAGACUUCUGCUCCUGAACACCGCUUGCUACCAUCACAAAUGUCAGGCUCUGGAAGCCGCUCGACGAUGGGGAAUUCGUCUUCCAACCAGUCAAAUCCUUUUACUGUUGAUUCCCCUGGAAAAUCCAUUACUAGUUCACUAACAGGUAGCUUAAAUAGCCCUAUUAGUUCUCAAGAAACCAAGCCUGGUUCAUCUGUGAAGAUGCCAAGUGCAGUUAAUUCCACCUCAAAUCCUUUUUCCAGUCUCUUAAACUCAUUGGUUGCAAAAGGCCUGAUAUCUUCUUCGAAGUCUGAUCCAGUGUUGUCUACAUCACCUAAACCUGAUCAACCUAUGGACAAAGUUCCGGAGACUGCAAAACCUAGUUCAGCUCCAGUUACUUCUGUUCCAGUCACAUUGUCAAAACCUAUUGUGUCUGUGAGUGACAAGCCAUCUUCAUCUGAGGCUACACUUAAUGCUUCUGACACAUUGGCCCCCUCAACAGAAAAGAUAAAACAUCUUAUUGGUUUUGACUUCAAGCCAGAUGUAGUCCGUAAGUUCCAUCCAGAUGUGAUUAGUGAUCUUCUCUGUAAUCUUCCACAUCUUUGUACCAUAUGUGGUCUUAAACUUAAAUUUCAAGAACAGCUUGACAAACACAUUAAAUGGCAUGCAUCAAAGGUUCCUGAGGAUGACCCCUUGAGCAAGAUGUCAAGGAGUUGGUACACAGAUGUAGUUGAUUGGGUUUCAGGAGUUGGUAAUACUCAUCUUGAAAGUAGUCCUUUGGAUAUAGGAGGUUCAGGUGAUAUACUAGAAAGUAAUGAGCCAUUGGUCCCAGCAGAUGAGAGUCAAUGUGCAUGUAUAUUGUGUGGUGAGCUGUUUGAAGAUUUCUACGAUCAAGAAAACGGUGAAUGGAUGUUUAAAGGAGCUCUUUACUUAACCAUCCCAUCCCCGAACGAGGGACUUGGAGCUACAAGUGAUACUUUGGUUCUUAGUCCGAUAGUCCAUUCUGACUGUAUAUCAGAAGACACUAUGAAUGACUUGGGGCUACCUUAUGAUGUCAAAUGGAAAAGGAAUAACAUCUCAAGGAGGGAGUAAGAUUUAAAGAUGCUCGCUCACAAUCAAAGCCAAUAGCGCCUAGCACGGAAUGAACAGAAAUUUUGCAUUUACAUUGAGCUUGUAGUUUAUGAUCAUAGCUAAUGGCUAUGCACCGUGUAAGCUGUUCCCUCUUGUUCAAAUUUUGAACCUUCUUGAGCUUCACUUUUUCCUCCCUAAGCAGGAGGAAUUAUAGAGAGAUGAUUUGCUAUGGUCCUUACUUCUCAAUUUAAAGUUUGUUAGCUCAUGAAUAGCAUCAUUCAUGAUUCUUGCUCCCUGACAAAUGAUUCCAGUCUGUGAUUUAGAUACAAAAAAAUUAGGUUUAGUGAUUAGAGUGGACGGAUAGAUUAUCAGUAAGUGGUAAAUUGUACUGCACUUUGCCCUGAGAUGUUUUGAUUUCUUGCUUAGGGCUUGGAUAUGCCAUUGAAGGUAUCGUGCCAGCAUUGGUGUCCGUAUUAUGUUCCAGAUCUCUUAUAUGAUGAUACCAAAUGCUAAUGUUAAUCUUUCGGCAGGAUGUCAUGCCUAUUUCGGACAUGCACUUCUGUAUAUGGUUAUUUGUACCUUGCAACAGGUAAAAUGGAUUCUCAUUUUGUAGACUUAUACUUGUUUUUCAUUUCUCAUGAAGGUUGUAUUAUUUAGAAAACUGGCCUCUUUGCUAAACGUAACUUGAGGACCCUGCUUCUGUAUACGCUCUUUCGACUACUGUUGGUGUUGGUUUCUGUUUGAUGUCUUAAAUAAGAAGUCAGAUUUUCCUA
Salvia splendens (bonfire salvia) is the source of this 4092-nucleotide messenger RNA. RefSeq lists its product as uncharacterized. The transcript is spliced from 6 exons. Gene Ontology annotation, molecular function: mRNA binding; RNA polymerase II complex binding. Lineage: Eukaryota; Viridiplantae; Streptophyta; Magnoliopsida; Lamiales; Lamiaceae. The coding region runs from base 383 to 3340 and encodes 985 amino acids. The record is from RefSeq and is a predicted model, not a curated record. Gene Ontology annotation, cellular component: mRNA cleavage factor complex; cytoplasm. Gene Ontology annotation, biological process: termination of RNA polymerase II transcription; mRNA 3'-end processing.